AUGUGGCGACGAACAUAUCUCCUACUAUUGCUGAUUCGCGUGUACUUUGCGCUAUCACCCAGCUAUCUACACCCAGAUGAGAACUUCCAGGGCCCAGAAGUAUUUGCAGGUCGCAUACUCUCUUAUCCCUCUAAGCUACCAUGGGAAUUUACGGUAGACAAUCCUAUCCGCAGUAUUUUCCCACUAUGGGCGACAUACGAGUUACCCAUGAGCCUCUUGCAAUGGUUCUACACUGAGAUCGGGUCCGGCAGCCCACCACCAGAACAGGUCUAUUACUUGCUGCGUGGUGUGAUGUUUCUCUUGAGUUUUGUGCUGGAAGAUUGGGCGAUCUACGAACUCAUGCCUUCCCCGCGCCACCGCCGCGCAACAGUCGUUCUGGUGGCCUCGUCCUAUGUCACCUGGACAUAUCAGACGCACACCUUCUCCAACUCCCUGGAGACACUAUUGGUGGCCUGGGGACUGGUGUUGAUUCGGCGCAUUGUGGAAAAUAAGCGACGCUCGUCCUUCUUCUCCCACGCUGUUCUCGCCUUCAUCGCCGUCGCGGGCGUCUUCAACCGCAUCACCUUCCCAGCUUUCCUCCUCAUUCCAGGCCUACAAUUGCUUCCUCAUUUCCAGCGCAAACCCACCUCCCUUGUGGCAUUCGUCGCCUUCGGUUUGCUCUUCUCCGCCAUAGCAGUCGUCACGGACACGGCCUUCUACCGGCCGACGUCAAGCCUGCUCGAGAAUCUCCGCAACCCCAUCAUCACCCCGCUCAACAACCUUCUUUACAACAGCGACACCUCAAACCUGGCCCAGCACGGCCUUCACCCCCACCACCAACACUUCACAGCCAACCUCUUCCAGCUCCUCGGUCCAGCCUAUGUAAUCAUGCUCCUCUCCAUCUUCAAAAAACCGAUGCACAACAUCCGCGCCCUAUCCGCCCUCUCAGCAACAACCCUCCUCUCCCUCUUCCCCCAUCAGGAGCCUCGGUUCCUCCUCCCCUGCGUCCCCCUCCUCCUAAGCUGCAUUCAGAUCAAAAAGCCCCUCGUUCUAGCAACCUGGGUCAUUUUCAACGCUGCCAUGGGCUUCCUCAUGGGCGUCUACCACCAAGGCGGCGUGGUUCCCGUCCAACUCGCAAUUCCAGAUAUCUGCCCCUCCCAAGCCACAGUCUUCUGGUGGAAGACCUACUCCCCGCCCCUCUGGCUCUUGGGCGAAAAUCCUCUGAUCACGACUCGCGAUCUGAUGGGCUCCCCUGGGGCGGAGCUAAUGCACCAUCUCGACCUCUCUGUGCCUGCAUGCGGUGUGAACUCAUCCACAUACCUCGUUGCGCCUACAUCGGCAGAAUUCCUAGAUGCAUACGUCGGGAAGGAGACGAGUCUUCACCUUCAGUUGCUGUGGUCGUAUCGCAAUCACCUUAACUUGGAUGAUUUGGAUUUUGGGGAAGAUGGCGUCCUGCCAACGCUGAAACGUGUCGUCGGUAGACGUGGAUUGGGUGUUUGGGCUGUUGAACGGUCUUGUGAAUAG
Messenger RNA from Penicillium olsonii, 1503 nucleotides. The record is from the annotation of a GenBank genome assembly. NCBI's taxonomy places the organism in Eukaryota, Fungi, Ascomycota, Eurotiomycetes, Eurotiales, Aspergillaceae.